CAUUGAAUAUACCAGAUAUGAUUGAGCCUUAAGCUGUCGCGUAGCAAAAGUCCGGCAUUUAGUCUAAAUCGGCGUUUCUACGCUUCAGUACGCACUGAUUUUAUCUCUAGUCCUACAAAAUGAUACAAAUUAAACAUAAGGCUAGCGGAAAAACGCUUAAAAUCAAUGCAUUUUGGUUACGUGACCAUUGUCGUUGCGGUGACUGCUACAAUACGGAGACGAAACAACGCAAAUACAAUCUGCUGAAUAUACCGAAGUCAGUGAAACCAAUUAGAGCUCAAUAUAUCAAUGAUGAGCUGCAAUAUGAAGUGCACUGGAGUGAUGGCCACACAUCCAUCUAUCAUAUUGAUUUCCUACACGACGUCCAAGUUGAACACGUAAUAUCACAUGCCCAAGAGUCGACUGUGCGCAUACCCUGGAAUCAUGACUUCAUAAUGGCACACGAAGAGCACUUGCGCACCACACUCGCUGAGUUGGUCACUUCAGAAGAAUCAGUGCGGAAAAUUGUGCAAAGUCUGAUACGCUAUGGCAUUGCUUUUAUUGAUGGCGUGCCGCUCAAUACUACAAUGACCGAAAUGGCUGUGCGUCGCAUUUUUCCGCCGAUGAAAACAUUUUUUGGUGAAAUGUACACUUUCUCAGAUGUACAGGAUCAUGCAGACACCGCUUACACGAAGCAAUAUCUCGGUUUGCACACCGACAAUACUUACUUUUGUGAUGCUGCGGGCCUUCAAUCACUGCACUGCCUUCAACAUGUCAAUGGUACGGGUGGUGAAAGUUUCUUCGCUGAUGGUCUGCAUGCAGCACUGGAGCUAAAACGACUUAAUCGGCGUGCAUUCGAGAUACUCACACGUGUACCGGUUCCCGCCGAGUACAUUGAAGAGGGUCAACAUCACAAGCAUUCGGCGCCUAUUAUACGUGUCGAUCCGGUGAGUGGCGAAAUAGUGCAGCUGCGCUUGAAUGUGUACGAUCGUGCAGUCUUCGAUAGCAUUCCACAAGAACAAAUGCAAGAUUUCUAUGAUAGUUUUCGUGAUUAUUUGGAAAUUGUACAGCGCAUUGAUAAUGAGUGGAAUUUCAAGCUGCAACCUGGCACGGUGGUGAUUUUCGAUAAUUGGCGCGUAUAUCACGGACGACACGCGUACACAGGUCAACGCACGAUGACCGGUUGCUAUGUGCAGCGUACAGACUUCCUGAGUAAGGCGCGCGUUUUGGGCAUCAUAGACUGACUUGUGCAACAUAAAAUAUAAUGUAAUUCAAUAACCAUUUAUUUAUGUUAUAUUUUUAUGAAUAAAACAGAUGAGCUUCACAUUGCUUUAAUGAAAUA
Anastrepha ludens (Mexican fruit fly) is the source of this 1321-nucleotide messenger RNA. It is a transcript of the gene Tmlh, whose product is annotated as trimethyllysine dioxygenase, mitochondrial. NCBI's taxonomy places the organism in Eukaryota, Metazoa, Arthropoda, Insecta, Diptera, Tephritidae. The transcript is spliced from 2 exons. Gene Ontology annotation, biological process: carnitine biosynthetic process. Gene Ontology annotation, molecular function: trimethyllysine dioxygenase activity; iron ion binding. Bases 120 to 1223 code for a protein of 367 amino acids. Gene Ontology annotation, cellular component: mitochondrion. The record is from RefSeq and is a predicted model, not a curated record.